UGUAGAUAAAGCUUCCGGUUAUGAUGAACAACCGUUAUUUGCUUCUGUGCAAAACAUGUAAUGUUUUGUCUGUGAUAUAAUUAUAUGUGAAAUAUAAUUUAAAAUGGAGAGGGCCCGAAGAAUAGUGACCCAAACAAACGCUCACUGUAUGGACAUGCUGGCAGAAGUCCAGCCAUAUUUAGUGGAGGUUGCCUACUUUUUCUUCUUUUUAUCGAGACAUAUGACUUUACCACUUUUCCAGGAGUAUGUGCAAUCCGAGUUUUACAAGCAAAGCCAUCUGAAAGCAAGCGUCAUUGAGUCGUUUGAUGUGUACAGUGGAAACGGCUCCGGCCUUUACAAUGUUGCCCACAGGGAGAGCACUCUAGCCAUUCUGAGUCUACAGAUAGCCGAGGGCUUGCCUGCAGUCAUUACUGUGAUCAUUUUAGGGGCCGUCAGUGACAAGACUUCUAAGAGAAAGAUUCUGUUGUGGAUGCCCUCGCUAGGAGGGAUUCUUCACUCUCUGAUAUACAUCCUGAUCCUGUAUACAAGCUGGACUAUGGAUGGGCUGUUCAUGGCUUCGGCUAUAAGGGGGUUGAGUGGUAGUAUGACAGCGUUUCUAGCUGGAAGUACAUUCUUUGCCAUUAACACAACGCAACGAGAAAAACGUUCAUCCCGUCUUGCUAUUCAAGAAUCUCUGAAUGGCUUAGCCUACGCAAUAGCCAAUAUAAUGGUCGGGUACUGGGUCAAAGCCAGUGGUUUUCAUCAGCCAUUCUGGUUCACAUUAAUAUGUGGCUGCAUUGCUUUCCUCAUUUCUUUCUUUCUUGUAAAGGAGGUGAAAGUAGAAACCAAUAACGCUAGUAGAUAUGACACAGAAAACUGUUGUAUUGAUACAUUUAGACCAAUGGGGAAGUUUUUUAGAUGUAAAGAUAGAAAACUGUUGAUUAUGUGGCUUGCCAUUUUAGCAUUUCAAAGUUAUGCCUGGGUUCAUCUUGGACAGAUCAACACUCUGGUUCUGUAUUUCACGGGGUCUCCGUAUCACUGGCAAUCUCACAAGGUGGGCGUCUUCCUGUCCGUUGCCAUGGGAGUGGCAUCACUAGGGGUCUUGUUCACUCCCCCUGUGCUGAGGAACUGGUUUUCAGAUAUUCACAUCACAUUUGGGGGACUCUUUUCAAAGGCAUUAGGAACCCUUUGGCUUGCUGUUGUUCAGAAUGAAAUUGUGAUUUAUUUUGCCAUAUUUAUGUUGGUACUGGAGCUGAUUCCUUUUCCAAUGUUGAGAGCUGUGGUUGCAAACAGCAUUGAUACUGCAGACCAAGGGUCUCUGUUUGCUUUGAUGCACUGUGGGGAGGGGAUCACCUAUUUCCUGGCCCCCUUUAUGUUCCAGUCCCUCUACGCCGACAGUAUUGACUACUUCACCGGGUUCGUGUUCGUGCUGUCCGUAAUUCUGCUCAUCAUUCCAGUCGGAUUUGUCAUAGCUAUUAAGUUUCUUGAAACUGGCCAGCCAGGGGAGUAUGAAAGGAUGGAGGGGGAGACAGAAAUGACCCCAGGAGAGGAUCUGCCCCUCCCAUCGAAUGAAGAGAGCAAGGACAUUAGUGUUAUCCCAGUAACAUCCAAUCAGAGUGAAGCUAAUCAAAUAACAGCCAAUCAAAACACAGCAAAUACAGGGGCAACUGACGAGGAGCCGGUAGCUGUGUAAAGAAUAUGUGUUCCAACUCUGUUGUGUUAGAACAUUGAUGUAGCAGACAGUGUUAAAAGUGGCUUUAAUAUAUUAAUGUAUGUGUUAAUGAUACUGAUGUAUAAUUUUUCCCUCCAUUGAAUACCAAGUUGUUUUGUGAAUUUGUAGCAUGUUGCUCUGAAACAGUUUAUAAGUGUUAUAUAACACUGAGAUUAAUCCAUAAUCCAAAGACAGCUCAAGCAAUGGUCUGUGUACAUAUGCAUUGUACUGUUUUGUACAAGCAUUGUCCUUGUCUCUGGAUAAAUUUCAUUAUUGUUAGUCAAUGCCUUUGCUGUUGUAGCAGAGGUUUUAACGGUGAUUUCUUCUUGAGAAGAAAACUAGUUAGGGGAUUUUUAAAUGCUAUACAUAACCAAUUUUAUUUAUUAAUUUUCAUUAAAACUAUAUAAUAGCAGCAUUCCUUGCUCACUGAUGUUGGAGAUACAUAUUUAUUUCAAAAUAUGGAACCUUUGAGGCUGUGUAGGUCACUCAUUUUCUAUUCUUAAAGAAUAGUCUGUAUAGAAGUUAAUUUUGCUUUGUUAUGGAUGAUGUAGGUCUGAUUUGCAGGCAUUUUAGCAUUACCACUGUUAAUGGUCAAACGGGGAGAAAUUUACUGUCCCAGGCCUAGGAAUGCUACAAUAUUUGAUUUACACAUAACUUCGUUUUUAUCUUCCAAACCAAAGCACCAGUUUUCCUUCUGUAAACCUUUUGUCAAGAAAUUUAUCUUUUCAGAAUAUGAAAUAUAUAAAGGUAUUAAAUGUAGAAAAAAUUCAUUCCUUUAUUUUAUUUAAUGGAACUGUCAGAUCUAAUUUAAUAAAUGUUCCAGGAUGUAGCUUUUGCGUAGAGAUGUGUAAAUAGCUACAGACAAUUACCAGUAGGUUAGUGGGUUCAGUUUUAUUGUUGAUAUUAAUGUUAUAUUGUUAUCAAGUGAAACUUGAGUUUUAUGUCACAAGAUCUUUCAUGUAUUUUUACAUGUAUUUUCAAUUUUUGCUUUUUUCCAGAGUAAUAUUUAUAUCCUUAUACAUAUCCACUUUCCAUUUGUUUCUUUAUUUAUUACUUCCAUGAUGUUGUAUCUUUAUUUUCAAUGAAUCUUGCCUCUGACUAUGUUGCUUUGUUUGGGGUUAUCUUUAUUAUUGUUGUAGAAAAUUUGAUGUGGUUUUAUAAUGUACCUUAAUUGUCGUAAAUCAAGAGUUAUAAUAUCAAUCAGAUGUUUAGUGUUUAAAGCUUUAUUGUUCCAUUUUUUAUAACCAAAGUUCAUGUGACCAAUAUCUCUUGACCUGGUUUUGUGAAGUAGGACCUCCAACAUGUGAUACCAUUUGCUCAUUCGUUGUUUUUUUCUCUUGUUAUUUGUUCUCUGGUCCCUUCGAGACAUCAAAUUUAUUUACUAUACAUUGAAAAAAAAACCCAAAAUACUCUUAUUUAUUUUGAACUUGAAUCAAAUCUUAAAACCAAAAAAACAACUCACCUCAAUACAAUCUAGUCCAGUACCAGUGAAUGAUGUGCAAUUAUAUAGUUAUGUCCAUUUGAUAGGUGUCCUUCGACAUUAACUUCAGCAUUGUCAUUUUAUUAAGCUGUCUCUUUACAUGUAUGAGGCAUCCUUAUAAACCUGAUAAAUUUUGCUUACUUUACUUUAAUUGUUAUAUUUUUUAUAGAACAAUACAAUGAAACUUCACAAUAGCGACACCCAUCAAAACAGACAUUCUGGUUGGUUUUGGAAGUCCCUGUCAUAUCCCCUUUAUUCUCAAGAAAUCUCAGCAAAACCUGUAACCCUUCCAACCCUGUUACUUAGUCUGGACCAGCUAGUGGCAGGUGAAGAUAUUUUUAUUGUAACACUUCAAUAUGUUUUUUUUUCUGAAAUGAGAUCCAUGUAUUAUAAUAUAUACAUUUGUUUUUAAAGCUAUCUUACAGUUUUGGUUUUACAUGAGCUUACUGUUUCUGGUUAUAAUGCAUAUUAAACUCUGAAAGUGCA
Magallana angulata is the source of this 3656-nucleotide messenger RNA. Its product is annotated as proton-coupled folate transporter-like. The record is from RefSeq and is a predicted model, not a curated record. Gene Ontology annotation, cellular component: membrane. NCBI's taxonomy places the organism in Eukaryota, Metazoa, Mollusca, Bivalvia, Ostreida, Ostreidae. The coding region runs from base 104 to 1672 and encodes 522 amino acids. The transcript is spliced from 4 exons. Gene Ontology annotation, molecular function: transmembrane transporter activity. Gene Ontology annotation, biological process: transmembrane transport.